This is a messenger RNA of Penicillium taxi, 1101 nucleotides long. RefSeq lists its product as uncharacterized. The coding region runs from base 1 to 1101 and encodes 366 amino acids. Lineage: Eukaryota; Fungi; Ascomycota; Eurotiomycetes; Eurotiales; Aspergillaceae. The record is from RefSeq and is a predicted model, not a curated record. The transcript is spliced from 5 exons.
AUGGGAGUCAGACCAAUGACUUUGAGGCAAAAAGCUAAUUUUGCGAACGAAAAAUGUCUUAGGGGUCUUUUCGGUUGGGCUUUGGAUCUCGGUGGCCUAGGAUCGUUAGAGGACCCGAAUAAUAUAAGCUUAUCUAACACCUCUCUAAGUGGUGCAAAUAUAGACGGUGGAAGUGAUGGAACUAGUGACUUCUAUGUUGGCCAAGAAAUUUUCAGUAACUCCACUAUUGUGGGCAUCGCUCCCAUGAACAUGAUUCUUCCUCCUAGUACUUUAGGAUCUAUAAGUACCUUUUACCUAGGCUUAUUUACUACUAGCAUUAAGUUCGCAUGGGAAACAAUAGGAACUGCUACUAUUGAUGAUGUGGUGAUAACCAUAACCACGAUCACUCGUACUGUUAUGAACACUACUAUCAUUGGAAAAUCCUAUGGUGGAACUGGAAUAUCACCUCAUAAAACUAAACUCACUUUAAAUCGCUCUCUUAUCCUACCUCCAUGGCCGUGGUCCACGACAUAUCUAUCGACCGAUUUUCUAGUCGGGCCUACUAUAUACUUUACACAAGGAGAUCCGGCAAGUCCCAUAUAUACAGCUAGAUAUGGAACUAAAUAUACUAUCUUCUGUGAUACACCUUGUGAGGAUGACUAUACCGAUAGCCUAGUCUCUAGUGGAUUUAAUGAUCCUUCUGAUCUAGAUCUACCAUCACAUGAGAAGUAUGCGGGUCCAGACUAUAAGAAUGACAGCUAUAAUGGCUUACUUUAUGUUAGCUUUAGAUGCAUAGGUUCUGAUUAUGAUUCAACAAGUGGUGAAUGUCUCGGUAGUGAUUGCGAACAGACUGGUUGCAUAGGAGAUGGAUGUAUCGGCUGCUCUGGUAGUGACUAUAAUGGAUCAGGUAUAUGCUUUGGACUAGAUUAUAUUUCAUUAGGAUAUAUCGGCCUUGGCUGUAUCCGUUCAACUAGAAAAUGUUCUUCUUACGGCUGCCAUAAAGUAUCCUGCUCUGGUCCCAAUUGCAAUGAUGGAAUCUAUAAGGGGGAUGGCUGUGAAACCGAAGAUAUAGACUAUGAAUCGGAAGAGGCUGAUAUCUAUACCGAGUUCAUUAGUAGCUAG